CUGUUAGCAUUCCCAGCCUGCCUGCUCACUGCUUAACACACUGUUCUCAUUAUUACAUCACUAAUGGCUAAUGUUUCAGAUGUGUUUGUACCUCUGAGUGCAGAUGAGGAAACGAUCGCACUUCAGUCGGAACUGGAGGCUGUGGAGAAGCAGAUCCAGGAUCUACUAGAGAAGCAGGCACGGCUGCGAGAACGUAAAACGGCGCUGGAAACAUCCAGAGCUGACGCUCGCAAAUCCGCGGUAAGUUUUCAUCGCAAUUUUAAUACUCCUUCCACUUCUACUCCGCGUGUUUCUCUGCACAGAGCCCAGGCUUCGAGAACACGGUCAGCAAAAAUGAACUUCACUCCUGCACCGGCACACCCACAGCGAAAGGCACGAGACAGGACUGGAGCGAUAACCCAACCGCCGCCACCGGUCUUCGAGAUCCCGACCAGGAACCGCUUUGCAACCCUCUGCGAGACGGAAUGCAACGCAGUGGUCAUCGGAGACUCAAUCGUCCGGAACGUACGCACUUCCUCCACUAAAGGUAAGGUGCGCACUCAUUGUUUUCCUGGCGCCCGUGUUCUUGAUGUCUCUGCGCAGGUACCUGCGAUCCUGAAGGACAAUGCUAACGUCAGAGCUGUCGUGCUGCAAACGGGGAUGAAUGACAUCAGGAUGAGGCAGUCGGAGAUCCUGAAGAGGGACUUCAGGAGUCUGAUCGAGACGCUACGCAACGCAUCGCCCACGGCGAGGAUCAUCGUAUCAGGGCCGCUUCCUACCUACCGACGAGGGAAUGAAAAGUUCAGUAGACUAUUUGCUCUAAAUAAAUGGUUGUGGCAUGGUGUAUUGAACAGAAGCUGCUCUUUGUUAAUAAUUUUGAUCUGUUCUGCGAGCGACCUAGGUUCUUCCGCCCUGACGGCCUGCACCCCAGCAGCAUCGGAGCGGUUCUUCUGUCUGACAACAUCUCAAAGACGCUACGCACCGCUUGACUACGUCUCCCAGCGGGAGAGAUUCCGCCAGGCCCAGAUGAACGUCAUAUGCCCAUCCACAACUAGAGAUUACGCCAGCUACAUCGGAAAAUCCCGUACCAUCCUCCUGCGAGAACCUGAGGACUGACUGACCAUCCCAGCUCCAUCCAAGGCAAUUCCAUCACCACCCAAGAAAAAGGCGACCAUCUGGCCGGCCCAGCUCAAACAAUUCCAUCCCCAACCGAGAGCAAAGACGGACUACCUGUCACAUAAAUGCUAAAUUUACAAUACUUGGUAUUUAAUGCUAAACUUACAUCACAUGACAGCAGUUUGAAGUUAUGGCUGCACUCAGUGACUUUGAUUGGAGGUAGCUGGGUGGGUGUUGUAGGGAGUGGGGGGGCUUGUUGGUUGUGGUUCGGGGCGUUUCAUUUGUUGGGACUGUGUGGGUCUGGUCUGGUUGGUCUUGUUUUGUUGUCGAUGUCGGACAACAGAGGAAUAAAGUUAAUUAUGCCAUUACUACUUUUCCCUGGUUGUUCCUCUGUUGUCUGUUGUUGAUCGCGGAAUGGGACCGGGUUGGACCUGCACGGUUUCGGCGGGUGGGGCUUCCUGGGUCGCGGCUCGUGGGCUCUCCCUGUUCUUCGUGGACGUUGC
This is a messenger RNA of Triplophysa rosa, 1598 nucleotides long. RefSeq lists its product as uncharacterized. Bases 64 to 1095 code for a protein of 343 amino acids. The record is from RefSeq and is a predicted model, not a curated record. Lineage: Eukaryota; Metazoa; Chordata; Actinopteri; Cypriniformes; Nemacheilidae. The transcript is spliced from 2 exons.